This is a messenger RNA of Solea solea (common sole), 903 nucleotides long. RefSeq names its product SOSS complex subunit C-like. The transcript is spliced from 4 exons. Gene Ontology annotation, cellular component: nucleoplasm; SOSS complex; nucleus. The coding region runs from base 283 to 594 and encodes 103 amino acids. Gene Ontology annotation, biological process: DNA repair. Lineage: Eukaryota; Metazoa; Chordata; Actinopteri; Pleuronectiformes; Soleidae. The record is from RefSeq and is a predicted model, not a curated record.
AACCCCAUCUCACUGCCUAACAUACAAACCGGUCCGGGUACACGAUGAAAUAAGACGGACCAUCCUGCUCACAAUUGACACUUGUGUCGUUAUUUUUCUUGAAAAACGAUUAACUGGCAAACAACAUAAUAACACGAUAAAGAAACACGGUGUUGUUAAUCCAGCGUAGGUUCCAAUUUUAUUCGUCACAGAGUGAGGUUUCUUAUCGUUGUUCGCUAACAGUCACCUGUACAACAUUAGCCGAGCGGAAAAGAAAACAAACUGAGCUAAACGCGCUGCGUCAUGGCUGCAAACCCUCCAGGACAAGCUUUUCCUAACAAAGCACGUGUUGCAAUCCUGGCGGAGCUGGAGAAGGAACGGAGGAGGCUUCUGCAGAAUCCGUCUCUGAACACACCUGGAGCCAGGCUGGGUCUGAAGGAUUUCAGGGACAACGCAGAACAGCAGCACAUCGCAGCUCAGCAGAAAGCCGCCCUGCAGGUGACAAACACACACAGAAAUGAGGCACGCGCAAACACACUCCUCAGGCUUCUUCAUCACUCAGGACUCGUCCUUUGGAAACCUCAUCCUCCCUGUUCUCCCACGCCUGGAACCUGAAUCAUGACUUUUUUAUUUAAAUUAUUAGGAUUAUAAUUCCCCCCCCCCCUCCAUCUUCCUCCACGUUGCCUGGAAGAAAAAUCUCUCCAUCUCUCACCGUUUCCCCUUUUUAAAUCAAAUGCUGUCAAAUCAUGUUGUAAAUAAUCUCAGGGGAAAACAACUCCAUCACUUUUACAUUUUUUCCAAACUAAAAAGCUGCAGAGAAGCAGAUAAAUCAUGUUCACUCAUCCAACGAUGGAGGAAAGAUCGUCCUGCUGUGUUGCCAUAUCACAUUUCCCUCAACUAAAUAAAACGAUCAUGAGGUUUUUA